AUACAGCGAUGGGUCGGGUGCGCGGGCCAGUUGAACGCCAUGCUGCUCCGCGCUGCGACCAGUGAGGGUGGGCAGCGGGUGCUCUGCGUCGCAGCGGUGUUCGUCCUCAUGACGCUGCCCCCCGGGCUCGAGGGGUGCUGCUGCCGCGACCCCCACCGCCGCGGCAGCGACAGCAGCGACCACCACGACUCGAGCGCCGCGUCCAGCGAGGAGGACGCCCUGGCCAGCGAGGACGCCAGGAUCCAGCGCUGCGUGAGGACGGCGGCGCCGGGGGUCCUCGCCGCGGGCGGCUACGAGAACCUCGCCAAGGUUGAUGCCUGCGCCGCCAGGGGCACGGACGCUCUGGCGGGGGGCGCGGCGCCGCCGGCCGCGGCCGACGCGGUGGCGGCCUGCAUCGACGGCCAGGGCCUCCCGCCCUCCGUGGCGCCCGUCGCCGCCGACUUCGUGGACUGCGUACGGCGCGCCCUCACGUGACCCGGGCAAGAGCGGAGUUUGGCGCAGAGAUUUGUUCGCGGGGUGAAGGAGAGUUUUCUCAUUAAAUUAUGGAGUGGAAAUCGUUUGA
Molecule: messenger RNA, 562 nt
Organism: Frankliniella occidentalis (western flower thrips)
Lineage: Eukaryota; Metazoa; Arthropoda; Insecta; Thysanoptera; Thripidae
Exons: 3
Coding region: 40-474 (144 amino acids)
Source: RefSeq, a predicted model, not a curated record